AUCAAACCCAAAAUAAAUUCUGGCCACCCAUUGGAAUCCUAACCAUCAUUCUUCCCCUUCUUCCUCAUCGCCAGCUCUGUUCUCUGUUCUUAGAAAACCAUUGGAACCAAAUGCAUAAGCGGAAAACAUUAAAACUCCAAGCUUGUAGAUCCAAAUUUCGAUUGAAGUACCCAACAAUUCAUUCGUUCGAGGAAUUUCAGCGAUUUCUUAUGGUUGGGCAAAAAUCAAUGAUACCCUAGAAAAUGGAGUUUGGGAGAGACGUGGCAAGCCACCUGGAAAUGGUUGCUUCACUAAACUCAUAUCCCUCUCUCUCUCUCUUCACUUCCUCCACCGUGUUGCAAUCUCCCCCAAUCCCCUAACAAUCGAUUCAAUUCAAGAUCUUCAAGCUCUGGUUCCAGGAGACAGAGUAAAUCAUGCCGCUAAUGCGAUGUCGAGAGCAGCGACAAUGUCAGCGCGUUGGAUCUGAGGAUCUUCUUGUGAUAGCGGACAAUGAUGACGAUGCUCGGGAAAGUGAAGCGUCGAAGCUUGUCGAUGACAGUCAGGAGCACGACGAGAUAUUUCUGUCGGUGUUCCGACGAAGAUGGUUUCCCGGCACAGAUCUUUCCGCCUUGAUGGACAGGGAAAGCUUUAUCCUCUCGAAACGUCGCGGCCUUAAUGGACGAAGAGUAUUGGAGCAGAGGAAGGCGACAACGUAGCGGGUGAGGCAGAGGAAGGGGAUUGGUUGUGGUUUUGAAAUUGGGAUUUUUUCACAUUGGGGAGAGAUUUGUUUGACCGAAGACGAUACAGAGGAAGUAAGUUUAUAUUCAUUUCUAAUUUUUUUAUUUAAUUUUAUUAAUUUAUUAAAUAAUUAUAUUUUUAAUUAAUUUAUAUUGAUUACAUGGCAUCCACGUCAGCACUAGAUGUUGAUUCACUAACGGUCAACAGUAUUGACCGUCUAAAUUGACGGAAAUUCACUGGUUAGGAUAAACUAGUCUAUAUGCUGCAUAAUUGAGGCCAGGAUGUUAAUUUAUGAAACCACGGGCCAAAGUUGAUUAUAUGGUCAUAGUUUGGGCCAUAAUAAGGUAUUAACCCUUAUUUAAUACAGAGUUUGUCAUGUACAACGUUGGAUAUAUAAUACUCUCGAUUUCACGGAUCCGGACGGUCAGUUGAUGGGAAGAGACUUCCGUUGAAAUUACAACAUUUAGCAACGACCACACGGACUGUCAUUACAAGGGCGUCGCUAAGUCGUGCUUUUCUUGUAGUGUAGUGACUUCAAGUUCUCCGACCUAGUCAACGGCGGCAACACCGCAAACAUGAACAAAGUAAGCAUCAUUCGAGCUUUUGUCCAACGAUUUCCGGGCAUGAAUGGGUCGAACAUGGGAGCGGGUUGGCUAGACAUAGAACUGGGAGGUGCCAUCUCGGUCCACACUGUCACGAAUCAACUCUUGACCGUGCGACACAUAGUACUCAAGUCUCAUUAGAGCACUAAGUCAGUCUAGCUCGCAUUCACUCAAACUCACAAGUUUAGAGAAAACUCUAGAGAUGGAAACUCUCAAUUUCUGGAUGAAUGAAAAGUGAGGGAGAGGGCUGCUUAUAUAUGCAUCCUCUUCACCAAGUACAAUGUAUGUAAACCAUCAUGCAUUAAUGAAUGAAUCUAGAAGUCCCCCCAUAAAUGAAUGAUAAUUAAUAAGGUGAAUGUAUGUUCACUCAUAGAUGAAUAAUAAUAAAUAAAGUGGAUGCAUGUACAUUGGUGCAUGAAUCUGAAGAUGCAUGCAUGUUCCUACAUCCUUCUAAUGUCUUCUAAAAUCUUCUCCGUGACAUUCUCCCCCAUCAAAUUCACGACGUUCUCGUCGUGAUGCCUUCUUCGUAUUGGCAACAUUGUUGGUGUGGUAAUGAUGUACUUCAUGGUGAGGCAAGGGUGGCCCUGGUCCUUGCACAAGUUCCACUCCUCCAAGAUGUCGUGCUCUCCUUGCCCUCACUCUCUUGCCCCGCCAGAAGCACCUCGUCCGUCGCAUCUUGGGUCUCGCCUUUGUUACCUUGGCUUGCGUUGUCAUGCAAGCCUUAUAAACAUUGAGUGCCUCUUCCAUUAGUGGCACUACCCGCCUCUUUCCUAUCUUCUUCUCGUGCGGAAUGCCAAGCUUCAAUGCUGCAUUCGUGUCGAGAAGACUUAAGUGCUUCGAGGUUUCAAUGUAAGAGUGCAGACUGACCUCAACCCACUCACCAAAUUGAAGAGAAAGAGGUGGAGCUAAAGGAUUUAGAAUUGAAAUUGAGUUGAGGGACCGUCAUCGCAGGGUUUGUCUCCGGCGUUGCCACCAAUACCGUGUACCUCAACAAGCUGAGCAAAGGAGAGAUAAUGAUCUUUCCACAAGGGUUGGUUCACUUCCAGAUCAACACCGAGACCGAACACACCGUCUUUUUCGCUACUUAUGGGAGUGAGGAUCCGGCCACUCAGAUCAUUAGGGGAUAUUUCCAGAAAUAGCACUGUUUAAAAUAUAUAUUCUAAAAAUAG
Messenger RNA from Linum trigynum, 2488 nucleotides. The record is from the annotation of a GenBank genome assembly. Lineage: Eukaryota; Viridiplantae; Streptophyta; Magnoliopsida; Malpighiales; Linaceae.